Messenger RNA from Phascolarctos cinereus (koala), 4394 nucleotides. RefSeq names its product WD repeat domain 25 (gene WDR25). Lineage: Eukaryota; Metazoa; Chordata; Mammalia; Diprotodontia; Phascolarctidae. The record is from RefSeq and is a predicted model, not a curated record. Gene Ontology annotation, molecular function: protein binding.
CCCUCCCGGCUCGUGGUCCCAGCGCCGCACCGCUGCCGGGCCUCAGUGACAGCGGGGCCGGGGCGUGCAGCGGCACGGCGGUCCGGCCGGAAACAGCUUCCGGGGCUGCUCGGCCGGCGAUUGGCUCGGCGCGCGGGGGCGGGGCGGGGCCCCGUGGGCCGGAGGGAGGCUUCGCGGCCUCGGGAAGGCCCCUCUCCUCUUCCCCACGCCCUCUGCUCCUACCUGGGUAGGUGGCAUCCCCGUGGAGAGACGGAACGGGCCGUUCCAGAGUAAGAGUUGUACCCGGAUCCCGAGGCCCAAGGACACAGCGCUUCCGGUCGAGUGGAGAUCCGGCUCCGGGCCUUGGGGCUGAGACUGGGGGCUAAGUCAUCUGGGUUCAUAUCUUCGGUGCCACCCUCAACCCGUAAUUCCGACUCACCCCACAAAUUGUAUUUUGUACUCCUAGGGAAGAUUUCAAAAGCUUUUUGGUUCUUCAAUGACUUCCUUGGUAGCUUAUGACGAUUCCGACUCUGAGGCUGAGGCCGACAAUUCUAACAGUUCUUGCCAAGAAAAAAGGAUCAGAAACUUUGGUCAGCCUUUACCAUGUGACACAUUAGCUACAAACAACCCACAACCUAGGUGGGGCAACCUGAAUACUGGUUUGGGCAUUGUUGAGGAAUAUUCUAGGGUAUGUGGUCUCCUAGAACCUCAGGCAGAAAGAAACACCUGGAAGUCUUGUCCAGGGCCUAGAUGUCAGUGGCCUAACACGGAGCUCCAAGUCAAACCCUGCACAUUCACACCUUCAGAUUUCCCCACAUCUCCCAGCUCCACAUCAUCUGGGAAUAGAGAGUUGGCAGGUGCAUCUGUUGGCAAAAUGAGGCCUUCGUGUGAAGCUUUCAGAGUCCCCAAUUCAUCUUCCUGUGCUUUAAUGUCUUUGGAAGCCACGAGUCAACAUGGAAGCCUUUUGCAAAAGAGAAGAUGGGAGAACAUGGAUUUUGUCAAAGGAGGAAUUAAGCCUUACAUCCCCAAAAGACUGAGACAAACACAAACUUUAACUGCAGGAACUAGUGAGAGAGGAGGAUCUGAGCUACAAAGACAAAGAACAGAUUGCCCAUCCUUCUCAGAAGGAUUCCCCAUGAGAGAAUGCACAGCCACAGUAGUUUCUGACUUUAUUAAGCCGUAUUUAGAUGGAAAGUAUAAAUCGACAGAAAUUCCGAAGAAGGUAAUCUUUCAGAUGUCUGAGCAUGGAGGACCAGUCAACAGUGUCCAGUGGUGUCCAGUUUUACAGCACAGUCACAUGCUUCUCUCAGCUUCUAUGGAUAAAACUUUCAAGGUAUGGGAUGCCAUAGAUACAGGUCACUGUUUGAACACCUAUUCUUCUCACAGCGGUGCUGUCCGUGCUGCGCAGUGGUCCUCCUUUGGAAGACAGAUCCUCAGUGGUGGCUUUGAUUCUGAGCUUCAUGUGACGGAUGUUGAAACGGGAACACAGUUACUUAGCUGCAAAAAUGAAUUUAGAAUCAGCACCGUGAAAUUUAAUCCAAAUGAGCCUAAUGUUUUUCUUUGUGGAGGAUUCAGCCCAGAAAUUAAAGCUUGGGAUAUGAGGAGUUGCAAGGUAAUCAAAGUCUACAAAGCUUCAGUCCAGCAAACCUUAGAUAUCCUCUUUCUUCGUGGUGGAAACGAGUUCCUGAGUAGCACAGACUCUGUAAGUCGGGAUUCUGCCGAUCGCACCAUCAUUGCGUGGGACUUCCAUAGUGCCGCCAAGGUCUCUAAUCAGAUCUUUCAUGAGCGGUUUACCUGUCCUAGCCUCACCCUGCACCCAAAGGAAUCUCUUUUUGUGGCCCAGACAAAUGGAAACUAUAUGGCAUUGUUUUCAGCACUGAGGCCAUACCGGAUAAAUAAAAGGAAACGUUAUGAAGGACACAAGGUAGAAGGCUAUGCUGUGGCCUGUGAGUGCUCUCCGGACGGGGGCAUUUUAGUGACUGGCAGCGCUGACGGCAAUGUCUUUUUCUACAAUUAUCAUAACCCAAAGAUCAUUUGUACUUUUCCUGCACAUAGUCAUGCAUGUGUUGGCACUACGUUCCACCCACUUCUUUCCUCUGUUCUAGCAACAUGUGACUGGAGUGGGAAGAUUAAAGUCUGGCAGUAAAGGGAGACCUGUGUGUGUGUGUGUGUGUGUGUGUGUGUGUGUGUGUGUGUGUAUGUAUGUGUGUGUGAUUUUUUCAAAAAAGAAGCUGGUCAAGCCUCCAGGGGCACUGAAGCACUGUGGUUGUCUCACAGGGCUGUUGGAGUAUUGGGAGAUUUUUUGUUUUUGUUUUUGUUUUUUUUGGUUGUUUUUGCUUUAUAAAUAAUUCAUGAGUAAAUAUUUAGUGGUGCUUAUUAAAGAAUCCUGACUUGGAGUUAGAAGAUAUGGGUUGAAUUCUAGCUCUGCCAUUUACUAGCUGUACACCUUGAACAAGUUAUUUCAGUUUCAUUCAACAACCAUUUAUCUUAGCACCUGAUAUGUAAGGCACUGUACUUGGUACUGAGGGAGAAGAAAGGGGAAAAAAAAUGGCACCCUCCUUGUUCUCAAAGGAUUUUUUGUUCUUGUGAGAGGUACACAAAUAAGAGCAGCUAAGGAAGAGGAGGGUUUGCUGGUAGAGAGAACCAAGAUGUGCAGGUGGGAAAGGUUUUGGGUUUUUGUUUGUUUGUUUGUUUGUUUGUUUUUGGGUGGUGAGGGAUAAAUAAGUAUGACAUGAUGUGGAAUGUAAUAGAGCACAUUUUGGACCUCAGUUUCUUAAUUUAUAAAAUGGAGAUCUUCAUAAUUAUACUACCUGCCUGAAAAGAUUGUUGUACAUAAAGUCUUCUGUGAAUUAUAGAAAUGGGAGUUAGAACUAUUAUUAUUAUAGAAGUGUUUUAGUCAAUAGAUAAUGAGACAGGAAAGGAAAUGUGUACAAUUGAACUAGCGUCAUGGGGAUAGCCUUGGAUGUGGGAGUCAGUGGACCUGGGUUCUAUUCCUGACUCUACUAUAUAUUACUUUUAUGAGCUUAAAUUAAAAUUAUUUAGUUAAUUAUUACUUACCUGAGCUUAGACAAGUCAUGGGUCUUAGUUUCCUUAUUUAUAAUAUGAGAUAUUUGAGGGCUGGCUUCAGAGAAGGAUCGAGAAAAUAUACCUCCCUCUCUUCUUUGUAGACGUGGGGGACUAUGGGAAUUAACUAACUACCCAUUUGCAUGUAAGCUCUGUGGGAGUAUCAGUUUAUUUUUGUGCCUCUAGCACCUAGAAUGGGACUUAGGUUUCAAGCUAGGUGCUUAUUUAUUGAUUGAUUGAGGAAUAUCAUAUACCAAGUCAGAAGUGGUUGAUGUGUUGAUUUUACAGAUUUUACAGAAUUAUUUUUUUUUCUAUUUUAAUCUACUACAAAGAAUGACCCACUAGCUUCAGGGUUGUGAUAGGUAGAGGGAUAUAUUUAAAAAUAAAGGUGAUAUAAACAAAAAAUAUAAAAAUAAUUUAAAAUCCACAUCUUCAAAAUUAAUACUAAAGGACAAAAAAGAAAAUAAAGAUGUAGGUUUUUUAAAAAUGAGGAGAUUGACCUGGACCAUCUCUAAACCUGGGGACAUUAGCCUGCCUACUCAGCUGAUUUCAGCCACAAAUGUAUAAGUGUCAAGAUUGAUCACUUCACUAAGUACUUUCAUAUUCAGUGUCUCUUUUGGCUGCACACCAGCCCUAUGAGGCUAAAAGGGAAUGGUCGCUUUCCUUAUAUUUUUAAAUAAGGAAAUUAAGGCUCAGACACAUGAAAUAAAUGGAGUAGACUGUAUCAGAAGGUAUUGAGUUCCCUCUAACUAGAAGUCUUCAUGCAGAUUCUGUUGGAAAUGUUGCUGAGGGGAUUUAUGAUUCAGACAAGAUUGGGACUAGAUGUCUUCUGAGGUGUCUUCUAGUUUUGAGAUUUUGUGAUUCUAAGUGACUUGGCCACAGUCACAUGUCAUAAGUAGCAAAAGCAAGAUUUGAAUGUGGGUUUUCUAACACCUAGUCUAGCGCUUCUUGCCCUCUCUCCUCUCUCCUCUCUUCUCUCCUUUUCUCUGCCCCUCUCCCUCUAACCUAUAGUAUUCAUAUGGCCUCUCAAAUGUAGGACAAUGGAAUUUAGAUCUGGAAGAACCUUAGAAGUUGUCUAAUCCAACCCCCUUGUUUUAUAUGGAGCAGAGCUCUAAGGCCCAGGUUAAGUGAUUUGCCCACAGUCAUUCAGGUAGCAAGUUGUAGAGUUGGGAUUCAAACCCAGGUCCUUUAACUUUAAAUCCAGGGUUCUUUUUACUGUACUAGUGAAGAAAAUAAAGACAUAUAAUAGCAACACGUACAGAUGCACUCAGGGAUUUAGGGAAAAAAAUCUGUCAAGAAAAAAAAUGAAUGUAUACAUAGUGAGGAUAUAAUAAGGCAGCAGAAAAUCUAUC